UUAAAUUGAAAGAAACAGAACAAAUCUAAACUUUGAAUAAUGCCUCGUCCGAAGACCUAUGGAAAGAAGUCACGGCCGCUGGGCGAAUCGCACGUUGUGGAUUUCUCAAGCCCGGAACAGCGAAGCCGGAAAUGUUCGACGACAAUUGAUUUGGAUCUCAUCGAGAAAUGCACGAAGCUUCGACUCAAAUCAGAUGACGCAAGACCAGAACCAGGCCUGAAAGAUCAGAGAAGAAUUCUGGGCGAAAGGAACGCUAACUGCUCUACGGUGAAGAAAGGCACUGAAGUGGGAGUUUCCUGCCAGCCGGAGGUGAACUUGAACGUGGAGUCUCGCUCUGCACGGAAGCAUGUUUCCAGACCUGUCAAAGAAGAUAUCAAGAAAUCGGAGGUGGCCAAAAUUUCGACAAAACAUGAGACUGUUGUGUCUUCUCCCAGAAUCUCAUCCAAUUCGGACCGGCCGAGGAAGACCAACACGCACAUUUUCUUUGAUGAUGAGAACACGGAUGCAAUUGAACACCAUGGGGAGGGAAUCGAGCAUAUCACGAGGCUAGCAUCGACAAGCACCGAUGAGAAGCCGUUACGGCAUUCGGAAGCCGGCGAAGUCUAUGACGAACAUUGCUCUUCACUCCUGUCACUAUCUUCACGGCCUUCGUCAGCGUUCUCAACCUUCGAAACCUGGUCGGCCGAGGUAGAGUCCCAUUUCGCCGUUUCAAAACUUGCGGAAGCCUCCUUCGGCGAAGUCUAUCGACUCUCUCUCCUGGACGACAUUCCCGAAUUCUCCAAAGCGGACGAGUCAGUAUUUAAGAUUAUCGCGCUGAAAAGCCCAUCGGCCACGCAUCCCACCGACAAACGCAAGAAGACCGCACUGCUAAAGCGAGAGGAAUUGAUGAGCACUCCCUCUGAUGUCGCCAAUGAGGUCCGCUUGCUACAACGCAUGACCCACAUCCCUGGAUUCACCAACUUCCGCGAUAUUCGGAUCCUGCAAGGCCGUCCCUCAGGCCCGUUCGUCGCUGCAUUUCAUGAAUUCGAUAAAUCACAGAAAGCAAAGGGCAAGGAUGGAAGCCAUUUCCCUGAUCCAGCGAAGAAAGCCAGUUAUGCUGAAACGCAAUUGUGGGCUAUCAUCGAAAUGCAGGAUGCCGGUACAGAUCUCGAGAGGUUGGUGGAGGCGGGACGGUGUACUUCAGUGUGGAGGACAUGGGACAUCUUCUGGCAUACUACGCUGGCGUUGGCAAAGGGAGAGCAAGGAGCGAGGUUCGAGCAUCGGGACCUGCAUCUCGGAAACAUCUGCAUAAGAAACAUGCCAGGCUCAUCAUCGUUAUCAUCGUCUACAGCACGAGAAGCCGCUGAGGAAUGGCUGACCGAGGACAUCGACGUUCAGCGGAAGCUCGCAUUCACGCCGUUGGAUACGACCAUCAUCGAUUACACGCUGUCGCGAGCUACAAUGACUUCUGUUGAAGACGACGAGGAUGGGGAUGAACUCGAAGCCGAUACUGAUAUUGCAUACAUGGAUCUUUCACGCGAUCCAGCCAUUUUCCAAGGCGACAGCACCGAAGAGUAUCAAUACGACAUCUAUCGGUACAUGCGCGGCGUUCUCUUUUGCGACGACGCCUACCACGACUUCGACAGUAACGGAAACUCUUCGCCUGAGGACCACGAGAUAGGCCAGAAUGAUGCAGAUGGCUCGGUACGGACAUGGUCGGAGUACCAUCCACAGACAAACCUCGUUUGGCUGCAUUUCGUCCUGUAUAUGCUGCUUGAGCAGAUCGUGUGGCCCAGCGAGACCCGCGCACCAAGCAAGCGCCCCGGCAAAGGAAGCCAUGCGUAUAAAGACGAACAAGCCAAACAUAAGCUCCGUGUCGCGCGACACAAACGCGGCAAGCACCUCGAAGCCAUCCUGCUGGAGCUGCAGACUAUCCUUGACCCAGCGCAGAUAUGUGCCAACGGGGUGAGAUCUGCGGGAGAUUUGGUUGCGCUUGCUAUGGGCGAGGGUUGGCUUGAUCUUCAGGACGUCAUAGGCCGGAUGGAUAGCGCAAACGAUGAUGCGGAUGAGCUCGAGAUGGAGUUUGAGGCGUUGAACCUUGAGGGUUGACCGGGCCGGCCUAUCUCAUUUGGGUCCCAUGCGCAUUGUCAGGAUAUUUUCGUGUUGUGUUUUGAGCGUGCAUAGCGAGCGUUGGCGUUCAAUCGAUAUUUCCUCUUUGACGAUGUGACGUCGCAUAGCGUUCGAAUUUAUGGCAUUCUUCUUGACACGCAUCGGCUCGAGA
This is a messenger RNA of Dissoconium aciculare CBS 342.82, 2260 nucleotides long. RefSeq lists its product as uncharacterized. Gene Ontology annotation, molecular function: histone H3T3 kinase activity. The transcript has a single exon. Lineage: Eukaryota; Fungi; Ascomycota; Dothideomycetes; Mycosphaerellales; Dissoconiaceae. Bases 40 to 2088 code for a protein of 682 amino acids. Gene Ontology annotation, cellular component: cytoplasm; nucleus. The record is from RefSeq and is a predicted model, not a curated record. Gene Ontology annotation, biological process: intracellular signal transduction; mitotic cell cycle.